Molecule: messenger RNA, 7843 nt
Organism: Hemibagrus wyckioides
Lineage: Eukaryota; Metazoa; Chordata; Actinopteri; Siluriformes; Bagridae
Gene: lrrc3b
Product: leucine rich repeat containing 3B
Exons: 2
Coding region: 596-1381 (261 amino acids)
Molecular function (GO): protein binding
Source: RefSeq, a predicted model, not a curated record
AACAGACGGGAUGCGCGCGCUCUGAAGACGGCUGCGUGAUGAUGAGUGGUAUAUAUAUUUUUCUUUCUUUCUUUCUUUCCAGGAACCCUGGUGAGAACCCUGUGUCGAGUUGAGAGCCUGGACUCUCACGCUCUGUCUUGGGCGUGAACCUACACACACACACACACAUAUACACACACACGUCGGCGGCGGCACGUUAGAGGGUGUCGAGACAAGAGUGACUCGGGCAACGCACGCGCCCGUCGGUCCGUUUAAGCGCGCGCCACUCGUAUCAGGAGCGCCCCUCCCUUUUCUCUCCCCGGCGACGCCGUGCUCGAGCGUCAACAAACACAUUCAAAUAUGUGAAUAAGCAGCGGGCCUUGUCUCUCAUCAGGAUACGACCGUGCUUCCCUUAAGGACCUCUUUUUUUCCUUUGGUACAUCAUUCUCUUAAAUAUGUCAGCGGAAUGCACGCGGCGACCGAUUGCUGUUUUAUCGCAGGCCUGAGUGGAGAAUGAGAGUGCCGUGGCUCGGCGUGACCACUUGCGCCACUAUGGGCCUGGCAUGAUUGGUCCGGCUAGCUGGCAGCGGCGGGAUUAUGCUGACGUGCGUCCAGCAUGACUCCGCUGGACCUGUGGCUCUCGCGCUCCAUCCCCAUGUGCCUCCUGCUGCAGAGCCUGGUGCUCAUGGCCCUCUGCUUCCCAUCGGCCAGCAUGUGCCCCAAAGGGUGUGUGUGUCAGCGGGCCGAGUACCCGCCCUAUGGCCUCAACGUAACCUGCAGCCUGGCGGAGCUCAAGGAGAUCCCAUCGGACCUACCUGCAGAUACGGUGCUCCUCCAACUGGAUCGCAACCAAAUCCAUGCUGUGCCUGAGCGCGCCUUCCAGGACCUGAGGAUGUUACGCAGGCUGAACCUGUCCCAUAAUUCAGUGGAGACGUUAGGCGAGAGUGCUUUUGUUGGCCUGGAGACCUCGCUGGAGCUUCUCGACUUGUCACACAAUCGCAUUGUGAGCGUGCACAAGGAUGCAUUCGCACGGCUGAAGGCGCGCGUACUGGUGCACGACAACCCAUGGCACUGCGACUGUGCGUUGCAGCAAGCUCUCGGUGGCAUGGCGCACAAUCAUGAAGCGGCUGCGCGCGUCCUGUGUCGCAGCUCUGAGCUGAGGGACCAGGAGGGACGUCCGUUCCUGGCAGUGGACGCUGAUUUGUGCAACCUGGCCAGGCGCACCACCGACUACGCCAUGCUGGUGACCAUGUUCGGCUGGUUCGCCAUGGUCAUCUCCUAUGUCGUCUACUACGUCAGGCAGAACCAGGAGGAUGCACGGCGCCACCUGGAGUACCUCAAGUCUCUACCGAGCAAACCCAGGAAGCCAGACGAACCAGAGGACAUCAGCACCGUGAUGUGAUGUCAUUGUUUACGCCAAUAAGGCCUUGACUAAGCGGGUGGAGAAAAAAAUAGGGGCGAAAAUUCUGAUUUCGGAGAGCAAUUCAAUCUUAUUCAAGCUAAGACACCAACCAUAGAUGUAGUCUAAUACUUAACAUGUGUCUUCUCUUUUUCCAGUUGUGCAUUACUGUUAUAAAGUAUUUAGGUCAGAUUUGUAAUACUUUUCCUAACUCUUCCUGUGUCCACAAGAGAUUUUAACUUUAAAGGUGGCAUUAGUAUAAUAAUCGCUAGCUCUUUAAAAAGGAGAUGGUGUAAAUGUCCUGCUUCAGACAUUGGAACGAGUGGUUUUAUGUUCCAGCUGGUAAAAUGCAAUCAAAAGUACAUAUAAUACUCUACCCAUAUCUAUAAACAGUUGUUAAACACCUUUAUGACCAGUACAGGUAUUUUGGUAUUCCGAUCUCAGGUUUAAAUGUCGAGAUGACUUUUAAAACCCCAAAAGUGUUUUGUUUUGAAUUUUAAUAGGAAACUUAUUUACGUGGCCUCUUCUAACAGAUGGGUAUAGAUGAUAUUGUUCAGGAUGUGGUGUUUAAAAACGCAUGAAAAAAAAAACAUUUGAUUCCCUUUAAACUCCAUAGACUUUAUUAGCUAAUUGAUAAUCAAAGAAGAAAGGGCACAGUGCUUCGGAAACUGAAAUUUGGACGUUUCUUCCAACCUUCUGAAAAAGGUCAUGUUUACGUAAUCUCCAUUACCUCACUGUUGUUAAUCUGUGCUUGUUGAGCAGUGUAAUCCUAGAGUGUCAAUGUUGAUUUCUUUGUGCUCCAGAGAGCCUUAGCGGUGACACAGAGUCAAUAUUUUUUGUCUUGGGUCUUCACAGGCUGGCAGCCAGGCUCAUUAUUGGUGUCUGUAAUAUCCCUCAUGUAUACAACAGCCAUCAUCAACUUCAUAUUAGCCAUCAAUAUUAUGAACAAAGCGGCUGGAAUGAGUAAUGGGUUUUUCCGUGAAAUGAAAUGCAAAAAUGAAACCUCCGGCUCACACACCGAUUUCCAUAUUGCUUCCCCGUUCCGGAGGUGAGACCUGCAUAGUAAUUAUGGGAUGUCAUAAGAAGAACGAUGAGGGCAAUGUGGUCAGUCUGUCUAACAUCAUCAUGUGCAUACAGUAAUGUGAACAGCUAAUUGCAGCUGUCAGUCUCCUGAUGGGCCAUACUCACUGCCACCUCAAUGGUCCAGCAAACCAGGAAGCAACAAAUGACACAGAGAUAAUAGGUAUAGAAAGAAGGUGGUAAGGAUGAAUAAUAAAAAAAAAAAAGAAAAACUCGAUAAUUCAGUUUCCUCCUCUCUACACCCUCAGAAAAUAAGCGUAUCCUAUUCUUGUCGCUUUGGUGCUACUUUCCAAGGUACAUCUUUUGUUCAUUUGGUCUACAUUCACACUACCUGGCUGAAGUAACACAAAUCCAAUUAUCUGCUUUUUAUCUGACGCCGAUUUGAUUGACACUAAAAUUUGAUGUUUUCAAAUCAGACCUUUGUGAAUGAGAACUGUCAGAUUGUUGGCUUUUCCGUGAUGCACACUAAAUGUGAUUAAUUAAAGCAGCAAGAAAUGUGUGACAUUUAAGGAUAUUUCGGGAAAUGAAUUGACUGCCGAACCCAAGUAGCUUUUGAAACAAUUGCCUAAGAAAUGGCAAAACAUGGCCCGGGAAAAAAAAAACGAAUGUGGCUACAAUGCCAAAGAAUCACACUCCCGUAUAAAUACUCUGUGAAUCCCUCCACAGCGCGGUCCCAACAUUGCUGGCUCCUGUCCCGUACCCACACAUCUCUCGGCACAGCAGUGUCAGUAAUAGCUGCAAAAACAGCAAAAGCUAGCCAUCUGGCUUUUUUUUGCCUUCUCGACCCGAUCAUGUGCAGCUGCCGAGCUGUUUCCUGACCCCCAGACAAACUGACACAGGUUUGGGCUACUAGCAUAUUCAUUUGUUGCUUCUACUAUGAUGGAAUGCGUCACAAAUAUUACUUUGUUCUUUGUGACACAAAAUAUGUGAUAUGUUGUGUGUUUAAAGACCGUUGCACAAUCACGGAUGUGAACCAAGAGAAAAAAAUCUUGUAAAGUGAAUGCAACCUUAGCAGGUAACUUUUACCUAGAAUAUUGCAUGUAGUGUACCAUCUUAGCUUUAUUCUUAAAAAAAACUAAUUACAAUCAAUUUAUGUAGCUUAAAUCAAUUAAAGGUAUAUUAUAUCCACAUGACCAGGUAAAAGGUACAUAUUGAAAGUACAAAAGAUGUACCCUCGACGGUUCCACCCCACUAACAAAGAAAAGUACUAUCUUUCCGAGAGGGUUUUAGCUACGAGGUGCUUUAAGCAUAAUCCUUUCAAUACAAGUCCUAACUGAUUGUGUUUACAGUUCUAUACUGUGUUUUUCGAGUUAACGCUGGUGUAAAGAGGACGGAAGUAGAUGGAGAUCCCUUUAAAGCAUUGUUGUUGAAUGUCUGUUGCCUUGUCUUGCAGAAGAAGUUCCACAUACAUACACACACACACACACCGUGUAGUGCUUAAGAGUGACAGGAGCUACCGUUCAAUGCAUAAUCCACAAUGAAACACGGUGUAGCCAAGGACUCGGGAGAUUUUUAUAAGUGCCUGAAAUAACUCGUCUUUCAAUAUCCCGUUUAACCGUCAGCCAUACAUUCUGUCAUUCCUGAUUUACGCUCAGCUGAUUCAUGCAUGCCUGGCCUUAGGGACAUUUUCUUCUUUCCAAAUGUUUUCUACACAGACACUACAAGAGAGAAAGGCUGAAGGAAAAAUCGUAGAGUGGCAUGUGGAGUUAAUGGCUUCGGCUUCGUUUCUGUCAGGAGACAGUAGAAGAAAGAACGGAUCACGGUGUGAUUUUUUUAAAUUUAUUUAUUUUCCAUUCCUGUUUUACACUUUUAAUUUUCCCAGUAUAAUUUUUCUACCUGGUAAACAUCAACCUGUCUUCUGUUUUAAAGUAGUAAUCUGAUUUUGAAGACCUGAACACUGAAUACUACUGAUGGUACAUCACAUUAGAAGUGCAUGUAGAGGAGAAAAUGAAAUAAUAAAAAAAGACUCUGGCUUGGGGGAAAAUGGUCUCCAUUCAUCUUGUACUGUGUUCAUGAGGUAUUCGUAAAUGCAAAAAAAAAAAAAAACCCUCUUCACGAAAUGCAUAAUUUCAGAAUGACACCGAUCUUGUUAAUGACCUGUUAUUUUACAUUAUUGUGAAUUAUUUAGUGCACUUGUGUUGCCAGAGAGCCUCUGGAUGACCCUACAAAUACCAUUCUAGCAGAUUGUGUUUAUAAAGCCACAUGGCACACAUACACUGUGUAAUGGUCAUUCUCAUAUGACAGAGUGUUUUUAUUUUUAUGAACCAAUCUCGUCAGGAAAACGUGUCGAAAUUUGCAUUUGGCAGUAAUAGUGGUCCUCAAAUGCAUAAUAAAAGAUCAUGAAUAAACCAUGGAGUGAAUGCUGAUGAGGGGGCAGUCAGGACCGAAUUGUGUUUGAAGUGAUACGAGAGCCGAAUUGUCAAUGGUUUCGCUAAAAGCAUCAAUACGGGACUACAUGAAUGCUGCUGUCUCACUGAUGUUGAUGGCUCACCAUUUGAAGCUCGGUUGCAUAUUAAUAGCGUCUCAGCUAGCUCUGAAUAAUAAAUUUCCCUAAAAUUACACUUCGGAUAGGAUCUAUUUUUAGCACGCAGGACCAUGUCAUACAUCAUGGUUAUUGUCCAAGAAGAACAAAUUACAGUCUACAGACAUGCCGUCUAACAUAUUUCUGGCCUACCAACAGGAGAGAGCAUUUACAAAAGAAAUUACAGCAGGAACCAGAAAUUAAGUUCUAAAAUAAACUGUCAGAAGUUAACUUGUGCAGUCUGCGCAAGUCGUGUUUAAAUAUGGAAAACCUUUAUGCUCCAUAGUUACUUAUGUGCAUAUGCUUAUGCAAUUACAGCCUCUUUACAUAAAGACUGAAUGAAAGAGCUUGAUAAAGGCCCACGAUUCAGCACUUUGCUUGUUAUCUCUGCCUUGAUGGCUGUUUAUGCUUCAGAUUUAUGGCAGUAAUUAAGAGCCGUUCUCCUGGAAAGUGUUCUCGGGGGUUUUUUGUACAUUUUUGCAAAUGAAAUGAGACAUCAAACAGCUCCUCGUUUUGGAGGAUGCCUUGAAAUUUGAAUCGUUCCCAAAGAAAAAUGACACAGGCCUUCAAAGAAGUGUUACAUAAGGCAUAAAACAUGACGGGGUGUGCUGUUCUAGGAAAAUAAUCAAAGGCCUGUAAAGAAGAGGAGUUAAUGGUAACAGCCUAAAAUUGAGCCAAAGUGAAUUAUUGCACACCAAUUUGCCAUUUGUUUUAUUUAUUAAAGUACAGAUAUAUAUAUUUUUAUAUGAUUCUAGCUGGGCAGUUGUUGCCUCACAGCAAGAAGGUCCUGGGUUCAAGUCCCGGGUUCCAACAGGCAGGGGCCUUUCUGUGUGGAGUUUGCAUGUUGUUUACUCAGUCCAAAAGCAUGUACAUCAGGUUUGAUUGAUAAUUCUAAAUUGCCCGUGAGUGUAUGUGGUUGUCUGUCUAUAUGUGGCCCUGUGAUGGACUGGUGACCUGUCCAGGGUGUACCCCUGGUGUGCUGGGAUAGGCUCCAGCAGAUCCCCGUGACCCUAAUUAGGAAUAAAUGGGUACUGUAUAGAAUAUUGGAUGGAUGGGUGAUUUGAGCUACUUUUACUGUUAUGGAUUAUCCAUGAUACAAGUUGUUACAUCAUAGUAGUUUUUAAAAAGUAUUUUCCUCAGCAACCACACCUUUCUUUUUUCUCUCUAUUCAUGUUACUAAAAUAAAAAAAUACAGCUUGCCGUAAUUGCAAUGAAAGCACAAUGUCCUCAGUCAUAAAGAUUGUUGGAAAACUUUUUUGGAAAAUUUAAAAGAAAGAAAAAAAUGACAGCUCUGUUAUAAAGUGCUGACACUGAUGACUCCUUCCAAAAAUGCUUUUCCCCUUAUACCAUAUCAACAAUUACAUAUAUUAAUUUGUUAUUACUAUAGAAACCGUAACAUAUUGGAACAAACUUAUUAAUAGAUUUGCAGCAACAGUGCUUGUCAGAUUUUAGACUUCUACAAUGUAAUAAGUUAUAAACCAGACUGAUGCAAAUGCCUUCAAUCGGUGGCAAUGGAUGGACCUCUUUCAACAGAUUGCACAAGGUCUUCAAAUAUAACAAAUCACGAUGGUCUGACCUUGCUUCUGCAUUCAUGAUGCUUACAGAGAGUAAGUCCAGUCCAGUCCAUCUUUGUUAUCUUACCCCUGCAAUGGAAAAUUGUGUUCUCACAUGCAUUAAAAAAACCUGCUUAUUUAAAGGUUCUUUGAAUAUUUAAGGUGAAGACAUACCUUUUAUUUCUUCAUCCUUCUUUUUUAACUUUUUUUGUAACCAGUAAUAAGCUCUUCCCUUUCAAACCAUGCGACUUGAGAGAGUUUUUAUUGUUAUUUUCACCUCUGGACUUUUGUUUUCAAGUCUCCGAGUGACCAGUGCGCAGCAACACGGUGCCGGCUUCGUUUAUACCAGAGAUAUGCUUGCCGCACUGCUACCGGCCCGCAUAGUUGACCCUACUUUAUAUUGGUUUAAGGAAUUUCCCCCUGGGAUUAAUAAAGUUCUUUGAAUCUUGAAUCUUGAAUACCUAGGACUUCUUUUGAUAAGGAAGCCCUCAGUUUUAGGGUUCUGCCCAAAAGAAAUGAUGGGUUCCUCCAGAAGGACAAUAACUCAACCUUUUUUCCACCAGGAUCAGUUCUUCCUUCUGUUUACCUGCUCAAUUUAAGUAUUAUUCAUGGUUUUUUAGUUAUAUUGUUUAGAAUGACCUUGUCAUUCAAAUCAAAAUAACAAAAUAUGAAAUAUCAUGAAGGCUUAAAUAUUUUUACAUUCCCUGCACACUCCCUAUUGAAAUCUAACCUUGCCAGAAAAAAAAAAGUUUUGUCUAGCAUCCCCCAGAAGGUUCUGUGUUUUCACGAGACAUGUUUUAUGUAUAAACCUAGAACAGAGGUUUACCCUUUUUAAAAUAUUUGAAGACGAACUUGUUUUGAAAUGGGAAAGAGUUUUUAAGCUUCUUUAUCAGCAGACAAAGAAAUCUUGAUUUUGAUCUAGAAGCCUCGGGUGACAAUGGCUAAGAAAGAUUCUGUGUAUAAGGAAGAAACCCUGAGAGGAACCAGAAACAAAAGGGAACUCGUCCUCUUCUGGGCGACAUUGGAUAUAGUGUAGAAAGAAAAAAAAAGUUUUGGGGAUUGGAUAUGAAAUGAAAGCACUUUUGUUAUAGCAUUCAACACAAAAUCUUAAAGGCUGGAAACAUCAAAUGGAAACCUGUUAGUGGGUUUUCUUCCCAAUCCAACCUCCUGAAGGACAAAUGAAAGAAAUCUUUAAUAUUUAUUAAGAAUUUAAGAGUGUAUUAAUAAGAAUUUUUAUUAAUUGUUCUAGUUUUAUGAAUAAAUGUAAUUACACUAUACAGUUAUAGUCAAAUCUAUCUAUCUAUCUAUCUA